AUGUCUCACCAUCAAACUGGGUUGUCUUUCAGAUUCUUAAAUCAAGAAUUAGCUAGAUUAUACCCAUACCUAUUAGGUGCAAGUAAUGGUUUGGUUCUCUACACAACAAACAUUUAUAAUCAGAUUAGAUAUUAUGUAUGUAAUCCACUCACUCAAAAAUGGGUUUCACUUCCUCCACCACCACCAAGAGAAAAUAAUUGGGCUGUUGCUGGUUUAAUAUGUAAUCAAUGUCUUUCAGAAUCAUCUACGAGUUAUAAGGUCAUCCGUAUACCACAGGUUAAAGCUGCAGCAAAAGAAUUUAGAGUUGAAAUAUAUUCUUCUGAUUUGGGUGAAUGGAAUGUCGUAUCAUGUCCUCCGCGUGCUACGUGGGAAGUCACCAUUCAUGACAAUUUUGUUACCCUCAAUGGUGUUUUGUACUGGUUUCAACAGCAAAACAGUGAAGUUUUAGCUUUCAGUGUUGAUAGAAACACCAAUGAUGGGACCUGUGGGAAUGAAUGUAGGUUGAUCAAUAUACCUUACCUAGUGAGGGAUCGUUACGAUUUCACCAGUUUGAGUGAAUGUCUCGGGGAAUCAGAAGGGUUGAUCUGUUUCGCUAGGUUCAAGUAUAAAGAGAUGAGUUUGAGUGUUUGGGUGCUCGAUGUAGACUGGUAUGUAUUGCACCAGGAUAUUCAACUCUAUGAUUGGUUAGCUGAAAUAGAAACUCGGUUGUGUGACGGAUCAGAUGGGAGGGAUUUAAUGACCGAAAUUAGGAUUGCAGGUUUCAGUCCAGUUGACAAAAAUGUGGUUAUACUUAGUUUCAAGGAGUAUGUUUGGGCAUACAACACCAAGACCAGGGUAUACGAACAGCUAUGUCAUCCUUCUUUCCUGCGUAGCAAUGUUCCCUCUGUUCCUCGUCUGAGGGCUUUAGAGUUUAUUUUAAAACCAAGGCCGACAACACUUCCACCUGUUUCCUGGGAGUGA
Messenger RNA from Papaver somniferum (opium poppy), 960 nucleotides. RefSeq lists its product as uncharacterized. The transcript has a single exon. Bases 1 to 960 code for a protein of 319 amino acids. The record is from RefSeq and is a predicted model, not a curated record. Lineage: Eukaryota; Viridiplantae; Streptophyta; Magnoliopsida; Ranunculales; Papaveraceae.